AUGAAACGUCCUCGCGCCGUCAGCACCGCCGCUCAACAUAUCAACCAGAAAUUGUACGAGCAUACUCGACAGGGUUCCUUUGUGUUAACCCUCGGCAGAAACCAUUCCAUCGGUAUCGGCACUGUUUCUGGUACUGCGAAGGCUAUUCGCGAGCGAUUCUCGGGCUCCGAGAUGGCGGUCUUUUUGAUCGAUGCACAUGCCGAUAUUAAUACCCCCGAGACUAGUCUAAGUGGACGGAUUCAUGGCAUGCCAGUUGCUUUUGUCUCUGGAUUAUUUAAACUAGUUGAGGUAACUGGUAGAGAGUAUGAAGCAUUUGGAUGGAUUGAAAAUGAGCAUAUGAUCAAUUUGAAGAGGUUUGUUUAUAUCGGGUUAAGGAAUGUCGAUGAGGCAGAGAAAGAGACGAUCGAGAAAUACGGGAUUAAGGCUUUGAAGUUUCCAGUUGCUCCAGGGCUGUCUCUUGAGGAAAGCAGAUAUAUUGCAAAGCGGCUCCAUCAGACAGAAAACUUGGUUGCGAUGGAUUUGGUCGAGAUCAGCCCGCAGGUAAAGUCAGAUAAGCUCUCUGUCACGGUGGAUUCUAGAUGUUCGGUUAUCAGUAAUGCUCUGGGCGUUUCGAAUGAUUCAAUGGAUAUAAUUAUCUCGGUUGUGUUCGAUAUCGGUUGA
Aspergillus affinis is the source of this 660-nucleotide messenger RNA. Its product is annotated as arginase. Gene Ontology annotation, cellular component: nucleus; cytosol; cytoplasm. The transcript has a single exon. Gene Ontology annotation, molecular function: arginase activity; manganese ion binding. NCBI's taxonomy places the organism in Eukaryota, Fungi, Ascomycota, Eurotiomycetes, Eurotiales, Aspergillaceae. The record is from RefSeq and is a predicted model, not a curated record. Bases 1 to 660 code for a protein of 219 amino acids.